AUGUCGAAUAUGUCGGGGAGUGGGAUUAAUUCGAAGGCCGACUACGUCCCUGAGAAGGAAAUUGCAACUACGUCGGAUUAUACACACGAUGGACCAGUGGAUGGAGAGCUCGUCAAUGCGUCAGGGCAUCGCCAAGAACUUGAGCGGAACUUCGGCCUCAUUAGUAUCUGUGCGGUGGCCGUGACCACUGGAAACACAUGGAUUGCCCAAGGUGGUAGUGUUGUGGUGGCUCUCAGCAACGGUGGACUUGCAGGAACUAUCUAUGAAUUUAUUGCUGUGUCGAUCUGCUACUGGUUAGUCGCUGCAUCGAUUGCCGAAUUGGCAUCCGGUAUGCCCUCAGCCAGUGGUGUAUACCAUUGGGCGACUAUCACUGCGGGAAACAAGUACGGUCGCGUGUGCGGAUUUUAUGCUGGAUGGUGGAACUGCUUGGCUUGGGUCCUCGGCGCUGCAUCGAUGUCUUUGAUUCUGGCUCAGCAGACCGUGGCCAUGUAUGCACUGAUGCAUCCCGGCUUCGCACCCUCGCAAUGGAACGUUUUUGUCAGCUUCCUCCUCUGCACCUGGACUUGCUGCUGCAUUGUGCUGUUUAUGAACCGCUUCCUACCGUAUAUUGGAAACCUCGGCAUGUUCUUCAUUCUCGCUGGUGUGUUUGUUACCAUCGUCGUGUGCGCUGUGAUGCCUCAUGUCAACGGCUCCGGAUACGCCACCGACAAGCUUGUGUGGGCAACUUGGGAGAACGGAACCGGCUAUUCCCAGCAAGGAUUCGUCUUUGUAGCUGGUAUGCUCAACGGUGCUUACAGUGUCGGGACCCCUGACUGCUCAUCUCACUUGGCUGAGGAGAUCCCCAAACCGAGCCGAAAUAUCCCCAAGGCAAUCCUGGCUCAGAUGGGUGUCGGUUUCAUCACUGGUAUCUGCUACAUGAUCGCAAUCUUCUACUCCAUUAACAACCUGGACGCGGUGCGCGACCCCAGCACCUUCUUCCCCCUGGCUGAGAUCUAUCGCCAAGCCACUGGCUCCCAUGGCGGUGCUCUGGGUCUCCUGGUCGUCGCUUUCCUGCCUACUUUCAUCACUGCCUGCGGUUGCUACAUCACCGCCGGCCGUACCCUCUGGACCAUUUCUCGUGACGGUGCCACUCCAUUCGCGGGAUGGCUUGGACGAAUCAGCCCCAAGUUCAAGAACCCCUUCAACGCUACCCUGGCUUGCUGUGGCGUUAUUACCGUCCUGGCGUGCAUCUACCUUGGCUCAACCACCGCCUUCAGCGCCUUUGUGGGAUGCUUUGUGCAGUUGUCCAGUCUUUCGUAUUUCAUGGCCAUCUUCCCUCACAUCUUGACCCGGCGCUCAUCCUUUGUCCCUGGAUACUUUUUCAUGAACAACAAGAUUGGCUACGUCGUCAACUCCCUGGCUUGUGCUUAUAUCAUCGUUUUCGCUAUUAUCUUCUGCUUCCCUUACGCCCUACCUACUGAUGCCGCAUCGAUGAACUAUGCCAGUCUGAUGACUGGUGGUCUGUCCAUCUUCGUUACUGUCUGGUGGUUCAUCCACAAGGACUCCUACUCCCCUUUAAUUAGGAACCCUGCUACAACACCUACUGAAAUUUCUGAAGAGUCCAGUCGUCCUACCAAAAAACCCCGCCUCGAAGAUGAACCAGCACCCAAGGACGUGCAGUCGACACCAUUAGCCAGUCGAAAGCCCCUCUUACAAGUCAACAAUCGAGGAUCAGACAGUACGACACAGUCACCAUCUGGCGAAUCGAUCAAAGAUGAUACAUCCAACGAAAGAUACUUCAAUGUUCUUUGGCGUAAACCAAGCGCUAAAAAGCACAAAACAUGGGACGGAGAUGGAAUUCUCUCUACCCGGGGAGAAUUCGUGUAUCUACGAGACAUCAGCGGGAAAGAAAUGGGACGGAAGAUGCACGAAGCCCGCCUCGAGCCGGGAACGACACUGUCUAUAUCCGGAAAAGAGGUUGAAAUAGACUCGGAGAUGUCGCGGAAGGAAUACCUCUCCGGCAGAAGGUUCCUGGAAGGCACGAAACCAGCACCUAACCCCACGCCCGACCCGGUGCCUGCAUCGAAGGAAGAAGCCCUCCCCACUCGAAAGAAGGGUGAAGUACGCAAGCCCACGGCUGCCGAGCGGACACAGUCCCUCAAGCGCUCAUUGGCCCUAGUUACAAAUCCUAAUGCGAACCCUGGGAAUGCACCGGCGGCGUUUGCCGCUUACAAGGCGCCGCUGCUUGUCGACACGGUUGCUCCCAAAGCUGCGGGGAAGGUUGUUCCGCGACAUGACCCCAAGGCGGUUGGUGCGUUGGUUAUGCCGCGGCCAAAGUCUGUGCCGAAGGGAAGGCAAGUUGUGGAUGUUGUUGUUGAUCCUCUCUUGACCAAGAGCUUGCGGCCGCACCAGCGUGAGGGUGUUAAGUUCUUGUAUGAGUGUGUGAUGGGCAUGCGGUCAUUCAAUGGUGAAGGUGCCAUUCUCGCGGAUGACAUGGGCCUCGGAAAGACUUUGCAGACUAUUGCCCUGCUUUGGACUCUGCUAAAGCAGAAUCCUGUUUUUGAAGCCCCACCUGUUAUCAAGAAGGCAUUGAUUGUCUGUCCUGUCACUCUUAUCAACAACUGGCGAAAGGAGUUCCGCAAGUGGCUCGGCAAUGAGCGCAUUGGAGUUUUUGUCUUUGAUGAUAAGAGUAAGCGCCUUACAGAUUUCACCAAGGGCCGGUCUUACAGUGUUAUGAUUGUUGGAUAUGAAAAGCUCAGAACGGUUCAGGAGGCUUUGGCGAAUAGUUCUGGAGUCGAUAUCAUUAUCGCGGACGAGGGCCAUAGGCUCAAGACAUUGCAGAACAAGAGUGGUCUAGCGAUCCAGUCGCUCAGCGCCGUGAAGAGAGUCAUUCUCUCCGGCACGCCAAUUCAAAAUGAUCUGAAAGAGUUCUUUGCAGCCGUGGAUCUUGUUAAUCCAGGGCUCCUGGGAAGUUUCAAGUCCUUUAUUCGAGAGUUCGAGACCCCAAUCGUUCGCAGCAGACAGCCAGAAGCAACAAGAAAGGAGAUUGAAAAAGGAGAGUCCAGAAGCGAGGAGCUGCGAGAACUUACAUCGAAGUUUAUGCUCCGCCGAACAGCAGAUAUCCUGGCCAGAUACCUCCCCCCAAAGUCCGAAUACGUUCUCUUCUGCAAACCAACCCGUCCUCAAGCAAACGUCUACAAAGCUGUCCUCGCCUCCCCUAUCUUCCAGACCGCAAUGGGCAACGCAGAAAGCGCCCUGCAGUUAAUCACAAUCCUCAAAAAGCUCAGCAAUAGUCCCUCUCUCUUAACAGCUAAAAACAACGACGACACCCCAAACGAAACAAUGGCCGCUCUCAUAGCCUCUAUCCCCCAACCCCUCCACCGUCACCUUUCUCCAUCCUCUAGCGCAAAAAUUCGCGUCCUUGACCAACUCCUUGACACAAUGCGCAACAAGACAGACGAGAAAAUAGUGCUCGUCUCAAACUACACCUCAACCCUAUCCCUCCUCGCAACCCUCCUCACCUCCCUAGGCCUCCCUUAUCUCCGCCUUGACGGCAGCACACCGGCCCAGAAACGGCAAGGCCUAGUAGAUGACUUCAACCGUCUCCCAGCAUCCUCGUGCUUUGCCUUUCUGCUCUCUGCAAAAGCAGGCGGAACAGGUCUCAAUCUGAUCGGCGCGAGCCGUCUUGUCCUCUUCGAUGUAGACUGGAACCCGGCAACGGAUAUCCAGGCCAUGGCGCGCAUCCACCGCGAUGGCCAAAAACGUCCUUGUCGCAUUUACCGCAUUCUGCUCAAAGGCAGUCUUGAGGAGAAGAUCUGGCAGAGACAGGUUACCAAACUUGGUCUUGCGGACAGUGUCAUGCAAGAUAAGAGUAAUGGUGGUGCCCAGUUCUCGGCUGCUGAGCUGAGAGAUUUGUUCAGGCUCGAUGAGGACAGAGCUUGCCAGACGCAUGAGUUGUUGGGUUGUCGGUGUGGCGGACGCGGAGUUCAGGCUGAUCUCGAGACUUCUUCGUCUGGUGCCGCGACGCCUGCUACUGUUGAUGGUGGGAAUGGAUCUGAAGUUGAUGAUUUGUCGGAUCCUCCUUCUGACUUUGAUGAUGAUGAAGGUGAUUAUGACUCGGAUGAAUCGCUGCCGAAACCUCACACUCUUCUCAAAGCUUCUGAGGUCGACAUGGAGAGACAAGAACAGUCCAUCCGAAACGGCUCGUAUCGUGCUAAGAUGACUAGGAAGGGGAAGAAAGGCACGGAAGAGAAGGAACGGGAUUCUAGGAGCAAAAAAGAUACAAUGCACCAGUCUUUGGCUCAGUACGCGCACAUUGACCCAACUCUGCUUGCGGCCGAGGCCGAUUCUAAUGUCGGGGCUGGGGCUGAGGAUGUGGAGCUUGAAGCUGCCAUUGAUGACGAUGUGCUGGUUUCUAUGCUGAAAGAUGAGUGUAACUUGAUUGGGUAUGUUUUCAAGAAGACUAAUGGGGCGGAAAUCAAGAGUUAG
Molecule: messenger RNA, 4467 nt
Organism: Penicillium coprophilum
Lineage: Eukaryota; Fungi; Ascomycota; Eurotiomycetes; Eurotiales; Aspergillaceae
Product: SNF2-related protein
Exons: 5
Coding region: 1-4467 (1488 amino acids)
Biological process (GO): transmembrane transport; reciprocal meiotic recombination; double-strand break repair via homologous recombination
Cellular component (GO): membrane; nucleus
Molecular function (GO): ATP-dependent chromatin remodeler activity; DNA translocase activity; transmembrane transporter activity
Source: RefSeq, a predicted model, not a curated record